Amorphotheca resinae ATCC 22711 is the source of this 3759-nucleotide messenger RNA. RefSeq lists its product as hypothetical. The transcript is spliced from 2 exons. Gene Ontology annotation, biological process: endocytosis; piecemeal microautophagy of the nucleus; exocytosis. NCBI's taxonomy places the organism in Eukaryota, Fungi, Ascomycota, Leotiomycetes, Helotiales, Amorphothecaceae. Bases 1 to 3759 code for a protein of 1252 amino acids. The record is from RefSeq and is a predicted model, not a curated record. Gene Ontology annotation, cellular component: cytosol; intracellular membrane-bounded organelle; nuclear envelope. Gene Ontology annotation, molecular function: sterol binding; protein binding.
AUGCUGACAAUGCCUCCUCUCCUUAGCCACAAGCGCAGCAAGACCUCCCUCACCAACCUCUCCCGGCUGCGGCGGAAGGAAGGCAGGGAUGACGAUAAUAAUAGCAAUGAGGAUGGCUCCUUGAGCUCACCACCGACCCGAGCAAUGUCCUCGACCUCCCUUAAGAUGUCCCAGCAGUAUUCACGCGGACACGGGCAGAGGGCAUCGAACACCCCGGGGUUACCAAUGCGCUCGACUUCCAAUUUCAACGGCACGAGACCUGCAACGGCAGUGUCCGUUCAGGAUAAAGGGGCAUCUAUUGAACAGUCUGUGCGGAAGUUCCGCAUAUUCGAGGCGUUGAGAAGCGGGGACACGGCAUCCAUAUCAAAGGCGAUACGGGAAUCGGACAGUAGCGGGAUGGGUACAUCGGGGCUGUUGGAGGACACAAGCAUACUGCAUCUUGCGAUCCAAUGUGCAGAGAUUCCCGUGGUCGAAUACGUGCUCUCUGACGGAGCUGGGACCAUCGAUGUGAACGCACGAGACAAGGACGGGAAUACUCCUCUACACCUUGCAGCUCAACAGGGGCGAGCACCGAUUGUGCAACUGCUCCUGGAGCAACCUGGGAUCAACGACUCUAUACCCAACUUCCAGGGACGGUUACCGCUCGAUCUUGCGCGCACACCGGAUAUCUUCCAGCAACUUCAAUUGUCGCGAUCAAUAUUUGUGGACAAGAAGAUCAAGGAGGUUCAGGACUUGGUGGCACAGGGGGACUACAAGACACUGAGCGAGAUCCUUGAAGAGCCGCGGGUUAAGACUGUUUUGGAUAUCAAUGGGGGGGAAUUUGCAUCAGACAUUACGACCAUACAAUCCGGGGGGACCUUGCUACACGAGGCGGCAAGAACAAGAAACAAAGAGCUUAUCCAGGUCCUACUUCUACAUGGCGCGGACCCAUUUCGUCGCGAUCGUCGGGGAAAACUACCACAGGAUGUCACCAAGGACGAUAGCACACGAGCGAUGCUCAAGAAAUCCCCAGCAGCCGUUGCGGCACAACGAGGAAUUCAGGAGAAGGCCGUUCUCGGAAAUGCCUCCCAACAAGGGGCUCAGAACGCUGCCCCAGGUGACGCUCUUGCUGGAAAGGAUGGCCGCGAGAUGAAGGGCUACUUGAAGAAGUGGACAAACUAUCGAAAAGGAUACCAAUUGCGAUGGUUCGUUUUGGAAGAUGGCGUCAUGAGUUACUACAAGCAUCAGGACGACGCUGGCUCUGCUUGUCGUGGCGCUAUCAAUAUGCGCAUUGCAAAGCUCAAUAUGGAUCCGACUGAGAAGACGAAGUUCGAAAUCAUCGGGAAGUCGUCAGUAAAGUACCACCUGAAGGCGAAUCACGAAGUGGAGGCGAAGAGGUGGUUCUGGGCGCUCAACAACUCGAUUCAGUGGACGAAAGACCAGGCCAAGGAAGAGGAAAAGCAAAGAGAGAGAAGUGCAGAGCUUCUCCAACAGGCAAAAGCAGAACACUCGGGAUCCUACAAAAGGCAGAUGUCGACCGAUGGCCAUAGUGAGACCACAAGCGUUGCAGAUGCUCGAUGGAACGGCUCUCAAUCAGCUCCAUCGGCCCCACAAGCGACACCUGGGAGGAACACAAGCCACAAGGUCGCCUUUGCAAGUAAUGGAAGUGUCGAUGAGGAGGAUGGCACAGCUUAUGGAUCAUACGACCCUAGCUUCAGCGGUGGCGAUGUUGGCAGAAUCCCAAGCCAUAUGACCGCACCUCCCGAUGUCGUGGAUGAGGAUGAGGAGUAUGGAGAGGGCUCCAGUGACCGUGACGCGCCCGCAACCAAGGAUGCAUUUGGCAUUACGGCUCAAUCUGCCAAGUUACAGUUGGAAAUGAUGGCCCAUGUUAAUGCAGCUCUUCAAGCUCAGCAGGCCAGAAACCCCAACCUUCGCAUCUCAGAUCCUGUGGCCGUGCAGGCUGUUCAAACAUACGAUUCUUCUAUCCGCAAUCUAACGGGCCUUGUUUCAGAUCUUCUCAAGAUUUCGAAGGACAGGGAUGCUUAUUGGCAAUACCGGCUCGAUCGAGAAGCUGAUAUGCGCCGCAUGUGGGAAGAGGCCAUGGCACAAGUUGCACGGGAGCAAGAGGUUCUCGAGGCACGUAUCGGUGAAGCAGAGGAGAAGAGGAAAUUGACCAAGCGAGCACUUCGAGAAGUCAUCGAAGGUGGUGUUACUAUAAGCCGGCCAGAAAGCAGAGCCGAGCAAAACGACGAACCAGAGGAAGAGGAACAGGUUUCCCUUCCGACCGAUGAUAAGGCAUCGAGGCGAAGAUCAACAGCUAGGAACUCUAUUCGUCGGAGAUCAGCGCUGAUGGAAGUGACGAACAUGUCUGAUUCGGAAACAGAAGAGGAUGAUGAAGAAUUCUUUGAUGCUGUGGAUGCUGGAGAAGUCGAGAUUGUCCGAAGGAUGCCACCUUCGAGUCCUCCACCUCCCAAGCAGCCAGUGCCCACAAUUUCUGAGGUUGAUGGAGUAUUGGAUCUGAGUUCCUCAUUCAAAGGCUACGAGAAUGGUAUCCGGAAGCGUCUCAAGAUGGAUGCCGAUGACCGGCCAAAGAUCUCUUUAUGGGGUAUCUUGAAAUCUAUGAUUGGCAAAGAUAUGACCAAGAUGACUCUACCAGUAUCCUUUAACGAACCAACGUCACUUCUUCAACGCUGCGCCGAAGAUAUGGAGUACGCGGAUCUCCUUGACAUUGCUGCUGACAGAACGGAAUCAACCGAACGCAUGGUCUACGUUGCCGCAUUCGCAGCUAGUGAGUACGCAUCCACCAUUGGUCGUGUUGCCAAACCUUUCAAUCCGCUUCUUGGCGAGACCUUCGAAUAUGUUCGCCCAGAUAAGAACUACCGCUUCUUCAUCGAGCAAGUGAGCCAUCACCCCCCGAUCGGUGCUGCUUGGGCAGAAUCUCCACGUUGGACAUAUUGGGGUGAAUCAGCCGUCAAGUCUAAAUUCUACGGGAAAUCUUUCGAUAUCAACCCUCUUGGAACCUGGUUCUUAAAACUCCGCCCUGCUAAUGGUGGGAAAGAGGAGCUCUACACUUGGAAGAAAGUCACCUCGUCGGUGAUCGGAAUCAUUACUGGCAAUCCUACAGUAGAUAACUACGGACCCAUGGAGGUUAAAAACUGGACCACCGGCGACGUCUGCUUGAUUGACUUCAAGGCUCGCGGUUGGAAGGCAUCCUCGGCAUAUCAAAUCACAGGUCGUGUCACUGAUGGCAAUGGGCAGACCCGCUUUUCUCUCGGCGGACGGUGGAAUAAUAGGAUCUACGCGCGCUUUACACCUGGAUUUGAGGCUACUAUUGACGAAGCCAAGGCAGGAGCGGAUUCGUUGCAUAACCGUGGCAAUGCAACCGAUCCUAACCAGGCUUUCGUUGUCUGGGAAGCAAAUCCCCGCCCCUCUGGCAUACCAUUCAACCUAACACCUUUCGUCGUAACCUUAAACGACAUCAACGAUCAGCUCGCUCCGUGGUUGCCGCCCACCGACACAAGGUUGAGACCAGACCAGAGAGCCAUGGAAGAUGGGUUAUACGACUUCGCUGCCACCGAGAAACACCGAGUUGAGGAAAAGCAGCGAGCGAGGCGGCGCGAGAGAGAAGCCAACGGUGAAGAGUUCGUCCCCAACUGGUUUGCGAAAGCGAAAUGUCCCGUAACUGGCGAAGAGUACUGGCAGUUCAAUGGCAAGUACUGGCUUGAGAGAGAGAAGGCACCAACGGGUGAGGCCUGGAAGGGCGUUGAGGAAAUUUUCUGA